CGUAACUCCUGCAGAUGAAAGUGAAGUAAUAAGUGACAGUUGUAAUGACGUACAUGUAUGUAGGACCAAGGGACUUUGCUCAGUGAUGACAUGAGCAAGUUUUAUGGAUUUUACUUUCUGCUUCUCUUGGUUGGGAACAGUGCAUUAAACCAACAUGAUGACAGAGAUCUAGCAUUUCCAUACAAAGAGAGCAGACUGGACACAAGAAGCAUAGUGGACUGCCCUCAUUAUGCCUACCAGCAACAGAACCAUGUGUUAUUUCCAGCCCACACUGGUCAUACGUUAGUAGACGAUGAUGCAGAUGAUGAGGCUGUCUCUCCUAAACAUGAUCAGGGUGUCACUAGUAAACCUGGGAACAGAGAAAAGAGCAGUGCUGGUGUUGAUCAGCAGGAUUCUGUGCUUGCAGACAAAAAGUCAUUAGAAGAGGGUAAAUGGACUUUAGAAGCAAGAGCUGAUGCUCUAGAAAAGGUUCUGUUUAGCUUAAGGACAGGGGCAAGUGUGAGCUCUAGCACUGCCAGUCCUGAGAGGAAGGAUUCCACAGUAGUCAGUGAUUCCAAAGGAGCCAUUGAUUUGAAAGAGGCAAGUGAUUCCAAAUUAGCGAAUGAUUCCAAAAUAACUGUUGAAAACAAUACCGGAGGAAGAGUUGUUCCAAAUUUGGAAGUGUUUUACUCAAGCCAAACUGUAGGUUCAUACUAUGAUAAGCGCUUUGUUUUCUACCAUGUCGCAUAUGUAGCUAAUCCUCUGAAGACGUUGUCCGUUUAUGAACCUGGGAUGGAGGGCACAUGCAGAAAUGGAAGCUUUCAGCCCACCACUGUGAAGGACAGUGCUGAGAAAAGGAAUUGUGUGCUGGCCACAAAUGCUGGAUUGUUUAAUACACACACUGGAGCAUGCCUGGGGAACAUAGUAAGUGAUCAUCGACAGGUGCAGGACACAGGAGGAGUGAGGAAUGCUCAUUUUGGAAUCACCAAGCAGGGUCAGCUAUUUUUCGGCUAUCUAUCCCAAGUGGGCCUGGUUGCGGAAGACUUUACACAGCUGGUUGGUGGGGUGAUCUGGGUGCUGCGGAACGGGGAGCCGUAUGUGGAUGAGAGUAUCAGGUCCGAGUGCCCCGAUACUGAGGAGACUGGCACCCUGCAGAGAUUUGCUAGCGUGUUGUCAGCGCGCACCUUGGUAGGACAUGACGAGUAUGGUCGUGUCAUGAUCCUCCAGGUGGAAGGGAAAACGUUCAGCAAUUCUGGAGUAAGCUUGUACGAGGCUGCAGAGAUCCUACGCAAGCAUGGGGCAGUGAAUGCGGUGAACCUGGAUGGGGGCGGGUCCUCCACCAUGGUCAUCAACCACACCCUGGCAAGCUACCCCUCAGACAACUGCGAAGACAACAACGGUUUUCGUUGUGAGAGAAAGGUGUCCACCAUCCUCUGUGUUCAUGAGCCGGCCUGCCCCUCCCCUGACUGUCAAGGUCAUGGGUCAUGUGAGAAGGGAAGGUGUCAUUGCCUUGGUUACUGGAAGGGAGACAACUGCGACAGACUUGAAUGUCCCAGAAACUGCAGUAACCAUGGAAAGUGCACUGAAGCGGGCUGUGUAUGUGAUCCUGGUCACCAUGGAGACAACUGUUCCCAGCCAUGCUCCCCUGGUUGGUAUGGCGAUGGAUGUGUCAGCAGAUGUCAGUGUGAACACAAUGCGUCAUGUGACCCGAUGUCAGGCCAGUGCUUGUGUUCUCCAGGCUUCUCAGGGAAAUGGUGUCAAUACAGGUGUAUGUUGGGUUUUUAUGGUGACAAGUGUUCACUGAAGUGUGACUGUAAGGACAUGUGUACCUGUGACCCAGUCUCUGGGGCCUGUAACUUCACAUAUGCUCAAAACGACAUGGUGCAAGCUGGUCCUUGCCUCAUGAAUAGUCUUGAACAAGAACAGUCCCUGGAGGGGGACAUGUCUGCUGAAUACAGAAAUGCUGUGAUAUACGCUGUAGUUGUGUCUACUAUAGCCUUUCUUAGUGGAAUACUCAACGUACUUUUGCUGUGCAAAUACAAUUCGAAAUGUCGCUCUUCCACUAAACCUAAGUACAAACGUGCGGAUGUACAGAAUGGCCAUAAGUUUGUGUUUAAGGGCAAACAUUAUUCCAGUUUCACAACAUCAUCAUCUACAGAAGCAGAAACUUCCUUCAUGCCCAAGUCUUCUAGAGCUAAAUCUUGAGCACCCUUUAUAUCCAAGUCUUAUAGAGCUACCAGCUAGGAACUUUCCUCAUGCCCAUGUUCUGAAGAGCUACCACAAUAUUAGAUAAAGUUUUAACUUAUUUUUUAUCACAUUAAAGACCUAGUUCUGACCUUGAAUGGUCAUUGGGAAAAUCACAUUCAGGUACAUAUAAUAUGUAUAUGAAAUAUAAAUGCAAUUAAGCUUGAAUAUUAUAAGCUGUAAAAAUGA
This is a messenger RNA of Mya arenaria, 2412 nucleotides long. RefSeq lists its product as uncharacterized. The record is from RefSeq and is a predicted model, not a curated record. Bases 91 to 2184 code for a protein of 697 amino acids. The transcript has 11 exons. NCBI's taxonomy places the organism in Eukaryota, Metazoa, Mollusca, Bivalvia, Myida, Myidae.